AUGGCUGCUCAAAAGACCUAUAGCAUCGCCUCGAUCCCAGCCGACGGAAUCGGGCCGGAGGUCAUCAAUGCCGGCAUCACAGCGCUGAAUGCCUUGACCGACACCCUCAAGACAUUCAAAUUGGAAUUCAAAAACUACGACUGGAGCUCCGAGACCUUCAAAAAGACCGGGAAAUACAUCCCAGACGGCGGACUAGAGGAACUCAAGAAGCACGACGCAAUCUUCUUCGGUGCCGUCGGCGCUCCCGAUGUCCCCGACCACAUCUCCCUCUGGGGCCUAAGACUCGCCAUCUGCCAGACCUUCCAGCAAUAUGCCAACGUGCGCCCAACCCGCGUAUUCCGCGGCACCGAGUCCCCACUGCGAAAUUGCGGACCCAAGGACCUUGACUGGGUGAUUGUGCGCGAGAACAGCGAGGGCGAGUAUGCGGGUCAGGGCGGUCGCUCGCACGUUGGAAAGCCGUGGGAGGUUGCGACGGAGGUUUCUAUCUUCUCCCGGCACGGGGUGGAGAGAAUUAUGCGGUUUGCGUUUGAGACUGCUCAGAAGCGGCCGCGGAAGCUGUUGACUGUUGUUACGAAGAGCAAUGCUCAGCGAAAUGGAUUGGUUCUCUGGGAUGAAGUUGCUAAGGCUGUUGCGAAGGAUUUCCCUGAUGUCACUGUUGAUAAGAUGCUUGUCGAUGCUAUGACGACGCGUAUGGUCUUGAAGCCUGAGAGUUUGGAUACGAUUGUUGCUACGAAUCUGCAUGCGGAUAUUCUCUCGGAUCUUGCUGCUGCGCUGGCUGGGUCGAUUGGUAUUGCGCCUACCUCUAACCUUGACCCUACACGCGAGUAUCCUAGUAUGUUUGAGCCUAUUCAUGGCUCCGCUUUUGAUAUCACUGGUAUGGGUAUCUCUAACCCUGUGGCUACGUUCUGGACGGCGGCGGAGAUGCUUGCUUGGCUCGGUGAGGAGGAGGCGUCUAAGCAGCUGCUGGAUUGCGUUGAGAAUGUAUGUGAGCAGGGUGUUCUUACUCGUGACUUGGGUGGUGAUGCUACUACGAAGCAAGUUACCGAUGCGGUUGUGGCGGAGAUCAAGAAGCUUGGGGCUAAAACGUUAGAACGUUCCCUCGUAGAUCGCCCAAACCCGGGCAUCGCGACCGCCUUUUCCUCGAAACCCAUCAACCCCCAGCCCAAUGGAAACCUCCUCCAAUCCAACAAUAAGAUGGAGCCCCCUUCCAAAAAGCCCCGACUCUCAGAGUCUGGCACAGAUGGUACAGUAAACACCACAUUCGCCUCUCUACACAGAGCCAUCAGUCCACCGCUCCGGCGAGCAACCUCACAGCCGUCGAAAGAUCUCCAAACACCAGCUGGUGAUAAGACGUAUCCAACUGGAUCUAAUAGUGAUCGGAUCCAGUAUGUCAAUUCACCUACACAGCUUACGUAUAUUCGAGAUCUACCAGCAGGCAACAAUGUCGACACAGUCCGACUACGCGAUAUCCUGGGGGACCCCAUGAUCCGCGAAUGCUGGCAGUUUAACUACCUUUUCGAUGUUGAUUUUCUGAUGUCUCACUUUGACGAGGAUGUUAAGGAUUCCGUGCAGGUUAAGGUUGUGCAUGGGUCGUGGCGGAAGGAGGAUUCGAAUCGGGUUCGGGUUGAGGAAGCCUGUUCGCAAUAUCCAAACGUGGAGCCAAUUGUGGCCUACAUGCCCGAAGCCUUUGGCACACAUCAUUCCAAGAUGAUGAUUCUUCUUAGACAUGAUGACCUGGCUCAGAUUAUUAUCCACACUGCCAAUAUGAUCCAUAUGGACUGGACCAACAUGACACAAGCUGUCUGGCGCUCUCCGCUGCUUCCCCUGCAAAAGGAAGUCCCAUCAGGACCUCAGCCUGAUACAAAAUUCGGCUCGGGGGUGCGGUUCAAACGGGAUAUCCUGACCUAUCUAAAAGCGUACGGGCCCCAAAGGACCGGCCCAUUAGUCCAGCAGUUAAACACAUAUGACUUCGGAGCUAUCCGCGCUGCACUCGUUGCCAGCGUCCCGUCUAAAAAGCACAUCAGUGAUUGCAGCUCAGAAGAAGACACGCUAUGGGGUUGGCCAGCUCUGAAAGAUACAAUGCGCCGGAUUCCGAUUCAGCAGAAGAAGACCAACAAAAAGCCACACAUAGUAAUCCAGAUCUCAUCAGUCGCAACCCUCGGCCAAACAAACAAAUGGCUCAAAGAAAUCUUCUUCAAAGUCCUCGCCCCAACACCACCACCACCACAACAACCAACCUACUCAAUAAUCUUCCCAACCCCCGACGAAAUCCGCCGCUCCCUAAACGGCUACAACUCCGGCGGUUCAAUCCACAUGAAAACCCAAAGCCCAGCCCAACAAAAACAACUCCAAUACAUGCGUCCGCAUCUCUGCCAAUGGGCCGGCGACGUUCUCCCACCAGGAACCUGCAUCGAUCUAUCCGAGGAUAGCUCCCCGAAGCGCGAAGCAGGCCGCAACCGCGCAGCACCGCAUAUCAAAACCUACGUGCGCUUCGCGGACUCGGAUAUGAAAUCCAUCGACUGGGCGAUGGUCUCGUCGGCGAAUCUGUCCACGCAGGCGUGGGGCGCGGCACCGAAUGCGGGCGGCGAGGUGCGUAUCUGUAGUUGGGAGAUUGGUGUUGUCUUUUGGCCGGAGCUUUUUCGGGAGGAUACUGGUGAGGGGACUGCUUCCGGCUUGGAAAAGGGGGGUUCCACCGCGCUGAUGGUUCCUUGUUUUAAGGCUGAUUGUCCUAGUAUACCUGAUGGGGCUGAGACAGAUUUGCUGGUCGGGUUCCGUAUGCCUUAUGAUCUUCCGCUGACGCCGUAUGGAGUCGGCGAUGAGCCGUGGUGUGCGACUGCUUCGCAUCGUCUGCCGGAUUGGCGGGGGCAGAGCUGGAUUGUAUAA
This is a messenger RNA of Penicillium bovifimosum, 2883 nucleotides long. RefSeq names its product tyrosyl-DNA phosphodiesterase 1. The transcript has 7 exons. Gene Ontology annotation, cellular component: nucleus. Gene Ontology annotation, biological process: DNA repair. Bases 1 to 2883 code for a protein of 960 amino acids. Lineage: Eukaryota; Fungi; Ascomycota; Eurotiomycetes; Eurotiales; Aspergillaceae. The record is from RefSeq and is a predicted model, not a curated record. Gene Ontology annotation, molecular function: NAD binding; oxidoreductase activity, acting on the CH-OH group of donors, NAD or NADP as acceptor; phosphoric diester hydrolase activity.